Pistacia vera is the source of this 2034-nucleotide messenger RNA. Its product is annotated as serine/threonine-protein kinase haspin homolog. Gene Ontology annotation, molecular function: ATP binding; histone H3T3 kinase activity. Bases 59 to 1906 code for a protein of 615 amino acids. The record is from RefSeq and is a predicted model, not a curated record. Lineage: Eukaryota; Viridiplantae; Streptophyta; Magnoliopsida; Sapindales; Anacardiaceae. The transcript has 15 exons. Gene Ontology annotation, biological process: mitotic cell cycle; intracellular signal transduction; protein phosphorylation. Gene Ontology annotation, cellular component: cytoplasm; nucleus.
CUGCCGUCUUGUCAAUUCCUUUCUCUCUCCCUCUCCCUCUCUCCAUUAGUGUCAAAUUAUGAGUUCCAAAAUCGGUGUUGAUUUGUGGGCUGAAAUUAUUGCAUCUGAAGAAGCAGAAGAGCCGCAAAAGAACAAAGCGGAAGUAGUUUAUCAGAGGAGAAAGCCUCAUCAGACUCAUAAAGAUGUGAUCUUGAAUCGGGUUGAUUCGAAUGAGGCCAAUCGGUUGAGUUUGGCUGCUGCUAAGACUAAUAGGAAUCGGGUCAGUUGGAACCGAUCACUUUCCACCAGAGGGAGGACUAGUAUAGCUGUUCGUGCUUGUGUGGACAUUCGGCCUCAGCAAAAGCAUGCAAGAAGAAAAGGAAAACCAGCUCUUCCGAAGGGAAAAGUUGUACAACAUGCAAACUUAGACAAGGAGCGAAAAUACUUUCAAGAAGUUGAUGCCUUUGAGUUGCUUGAGGAAAGCCCCUCUCCGAAACAUGCUAGUACAUGGACUAGAGGCCAAAAUGAGGAUGUUCCUAUGUCACAUUUGCGCUCAAGAUUACAGAAUAUUUUAAUAUCCCUGAAGUUAAACCACGGUUGUGGGCCUUCUAGCACAUUGUUCAAGUUAUUGAAAACUCCAUACAUGACCUUGGAACCUAUAAGAACCUUAGGAACACCAGAAGAAUUUUCUCUCCUAAGUACACCAGGUUUAAAUUCUACCCAAAGUAGAUUUGAUGAAAGUUUAGUAGAGGGAGAUGUACUUGAAAGAGAUGGUAAUUCACAAAAGAGCAGUACAACUUUGGUGCAUGUGAAAGAUGAGGACUGUGAAAUUAUAGAAGCUGCUGUAAAGAAACUUUCUUUGGCAUCCACAUCAGCUUCAUCAGAUCUUCAUCAUGUGGAUCCAUUUGAUACACUAUUAGCAGUUUGUGGACUGUCAGCUCCUUCAAAGCUACUCGAUGUAUUGUCCAACUAUUGUGACCCAAAAAGCAUUGUCAAAAUUGGUGAAGGUACUUAUGGAGAAGCUUUUAAGGUUGGCAAUACUGUUUGCAAGAUAGUACCGAUUGAUGGAGACUUGAAAGUGAACGAGGAAGUGCAAAAGAAAUCAGAGGAAUUACUUGAGGAGGUUGUACUUUCCCGAACUCUUAACCUUUUAAGAAGUAAAGAGGGUGAUGCUUAUAAUGCCUGCACAUUGUUCAUUGAGACCUUAGGUUUGAAAGUAUGCCAAGGUCCCUAUGAUCCAGUUCUGAUCAAAGCCUGGGAACGUUGGGAUGAUCAACAUGUUUCUGAAAAUGAUCAUCCUAGAGCAUUUCCAGACAAUCAGUGCUAUGUUGUGUUUGUUUUACAACAUGGGGGUAAGGAUCUUGAAAGCUUUGUGCUCCAGAAUUUUGACGAAGCACGGAGUUUAUUGGUUCAGGUUACGGCAGCCCUAGCAGUGGCUGAAGCUGCAUAUGAAUUCGAGCAUCGUGACCUGCACUGGGGAAAUGUACUUUUAAGUCGAAAUGACUCAACAUCGCUGCCUUUUAUUCUCGAGGGGAAGCAUAUGUUUAUUAGAACCUUUGGAAUGUCAAUAUCAAUAAUCGAUUUUACUCUUUCGAGAAUGAAUACUGGUGAAGAUAUACUCUUUUUGGACCUAUCCUCGGACCCUUAUCUCUUUAAAGGUCCAAAAGGCGAUAGACAAUCGGAAACAUAUCGAAAGAUGAAGGAGGUAACAGAAGAUUGCUGGGAAGGAAGUUUUCCCAGAACAAAUGUGCUAUGGUUGCAAUACUUGGUGGAUAUAUUGCUCCUAAAGAAAUCAUUUGAGCGUUCUUCUAAGAAUGAGAGAGAUAUGCGGUCGCUGAAGAAGCGUUUAGACAAGUAUCAAUCCGCCAAGGAAGCAAUUUUUGAUCCUUUCUUCAGUGACUUGUUAGAAGAUGUGAAGGAAGAAUGAGCAGAAUUCGUUAGGCUUGGUAAAUAGUAUAACUUGUAUUAGAAAACUUUUUGUUCUCACUUGUACAUAUCAACUUGGAAGUAACAAAGCAAUGCAAUGAGUCAAAUUUCUCGUGGCUGGUUUUUGCA